Morus notabilis is the source of this 3713-nucleotide messenger RNA. Its product is annotated as transcription factor MYB3R-1. The record is from RefSeq and is a predicted model, not a curated record. NCBI's taxonomy places the organism in Eukaryota, Viridiplantae, Streptophyta, Magnoliopsida, Rosales, Moraceae. The transcript has 11 exons. Gene Ontology annotation, cellular component: nucleus. Bases 279 to 3404 code for a protein of 1041 amino acids. Gene Ontology annotation, molecular function: RNA polymerase II cis-regulatory region sequence-specific DNA binding; DNA-binding transcription factor activity, RNA polymerase II-specific. Gene Ontology annotation, biological process: regulation of DNA-templated transcription.
UCUCUCUCUCUAUCCCUCUCUAGAUCUCUUCUCUCUCUACCACUGUUUUCCUUUUUGGAUCUCCAAAUGCUCACCGAUUUGGUCGUAUCCUUGAAUCUCUCUCUCUUGCGGUUCUCUCCUUACUCUUCUCUGAAGCUCAGUUCGAGUGCAGCUCCGUUCUUCAGAGAGGUUGUUGUUGCUAGUUGUUAGCAUUAUAAUGAUUUGGAAGACAUACAGUGGAGAGAGUUGCAUUCGAGUAGGAAUUGGGGUAUGCAGAUUUGCUUGUCCGUUGAGAAACCAUGGAAAGUGACAGGAAAACUUCUAAUCCUUUGGAUGGUCUCGGUGAUAAUAUUCAGAAAAUCCGAGCUCUCCAUGGGAGGACUAGCGGCCCUACGAGGCGUUCAACUAAAGGGCAGUGGACACCUGAAGAGGAUGAGAUUUUGGGGAGGGCAGUUCAGCGCUUUAAAGGGAAGAACUGGAAGAAAAUAGCGGAGUGUUUUAAGGAUCGGACAGAUGUGCAAUGCCUCCAUAGGUGGCAGAAGGUCUUGAAUCCAGAACUUGUCAAAGGUCCAUGGUCUAAAGAGGAGGAUGAGAUAAUAGUUGAAUUGGUUAACAAAUAUGGGCCAAAGAAGUGGUCCACCAUUGCACAGCAUUUACCUGGACGUAUUGGUAAGCAAUGCCGGGAAAGGUGGCACAAUCAUCUUAAUCCUGCUAUAAACAAAGAGGCAUGGACUCAAGACGAGGAGUUAGCUCUUAUUCGUGCUCAUCAGAUCUACGGGAACAAAUGGGCAGAGCUGACAAAAUUCUUGCCUGGAAGGACAGACAAUUCUAUAAAAAAUCAUUGGAACAGUUCUGUGAAAAAGAAAUUGGAUUCCUACUUGAAAUCCGGUUUACUGACGCAGUUCCAAGGCCUGCCUCAAGUUGGACAUCAAAACCAACCCAUGCUUUCAUCUUCUAUGAGGAUCCAGAGUAGUGGAGAUAGUGGUCCAAAAGGGACAGAAGCAGAGGAAAUUUCAGAGUGCAGUCAAGAGUCAACUGUUGCCGGUCACUUUCAUUCUGCAAAUGAAAUGGCCAAUGUGGUGGUACAUAAGAGAGAGGAAUUUCAGAGUACUGAAGUAUCUGGUUCAGGAAAGGAGCCAAACUCCAGUCCAGCGUCUUGCUCAGAACCAUAUCAUCCAUCUUUGGAGGAUCCUGCUUUUUCCAUGAUGGAAAUAUCUAAUGACAUAGGUUGCAUUACCAAAUUCCUUCAGCAGAAUUUCUCACAUGAUGGUGAUUGUUCUAUUAGUGGCGAUUACCAGUUUGAUUUACACGAGAUACAUAACAUUUCUUCACUAGAACGGGAACCAGCAGGGAUGCAUUCACAUUGUUUGGCUUCCAACGAGGGCCAUGAAAUGACUAAUGUUCCAUUACAAACUUCUGAAGAGAUAGCCGCUUCUACUUCCAUGGGGAAUAUGAUCAGGCUCACGGGUUCUGAUAAACCACAAAUCAUGCUGAUAUCCGACGAUGAGUGUUGCAGGGUCUUAUUUUCAGAAGCAAUGGACAAUGAGUGUUUUCCCUCUGGAAAUCUUGAUUUAGGUGGAUUCACUGGUCCAUUACUUUGCCAAUCAUCUAACAUUCAGAUAUCUGAAGAUGGAGCUGCAGCUUCACAAUUACAUGGUCCUUUAAGCUCCAAUGUAACAGGCACUUCGUUCUCUCAGUCAUUCUUAUGCACUCAAGUUUCUGCUGAUGAUGGUCCAAUUAUGGUCGGUGGCAAGUCCAAUCAUUUAUUUGGAGUUCAAGAGCAAGAUUAUGCCACCUGUUCCCGUGAUGGAUUCAUCUUUACCAAUGAUUCUGCCAAUUCUCCUUGCGAUGAUGGUAUAGAUAUGACAGAAAUGCAAGAAGAACUGGAUACAGUAAAAGCUCCUUCAAAAUUAGUCCCUGUAAAUAGUUUUUGUUCAAGAUCAGAUACACAAACUUGUUCCACGGAUGCUCAACCAAAUGUGCACAAAGAAGAGCAGGAUGCAGGAGCACUAUGUUACGAGCCUCCUCGCUUUCCAAGCUUUGAUGUUCCUUUUUUUAGCUGUGAUCUUGUACAGUCUGGUGGUGAGAUGCAGCAAGAAUAUAGCCCUCUCGGUAUUCGGCAGCUGAUGAUGUCUUCUAUGAACUGUCUCACUCCAUUUAGGUUAUGGGAUUCGCCAACUCGUGAUGGUAGCCCUGAUGCUGUACUAAAAAGUGCAGCUAAAACUUUUACAGGUACACCAUCCAUUUUGAAGAAGCGACACAGAGAGUUCUUGUCCCCAUUGUCAGAUAGAAGAAAUGACAAAAAGCUAGAGACUGACAUGACCUCCAGGCUGAGCAAAGAUUUUUCACGUUUAGAUGUUAUGUUUGAUGCUUGUGUGGUUAAUAAAAGAUCUUCACAAUCCCCAUCAUCUAAGCAGAAUAGGGACUCUUCACAGGUGACUGAAGAUGAAAAAAAAGUUCAUAAAGUAAAUGAAGGCAAUAAAUCUGAACAAGAAUGUCAGAAAGCUAGUGAUAAUACUUCACCUUCUGGGGACAGAAAUUCAGGUAAAGUCGUUAGCAAUAAUGAAUACCAGGAGAACAAAGAGCAAGGAGCAGCUGAUGUUGAUGAUAAGACCAAGAAUGCUGUUAAUUCCACUUCCCAACCCCCUUCCGGAGUUCUUACCGAACAUAAUAUGAACGAUCUACAAUUAUUUUCUCCUAAACAACAUGAUUUCAGAGCUGACAAAGUAUUUGCUUCAAUUUCUAGAACUUCAAGAAAUCAUCUCAAAAGAUUUGAACCUACACCAAGUAAAGAGAACCCUUCGAAAUCAUCAUCUGGAAAGGCGAUACCUUUUACCUCACCUUCCAUAAGCAGGAAGAAGGUUGAAAGUUUGCCUGUUGCAGAGACGAGUGCACAACAUGAUCCUUCAUCAGUCCUCAUGGAGACUGUGGGUUGUACUGCUGGGAGAGAUGCCACAAUUGAAACUUUUAGCAUAUUUGGUGAAACUCCAUUUAAAAGAAGUAUCGAGUCCCCUUCGGCAUGGAAGUCCCCUUGGUUCAUCAACUCCUUUGUACCUGGCCCGAGGAUUGAUACUGACAUCACAAUUGAGGAUAUAGGGUAUUUAAUGAGCCCAGGAGAUAGAAGUUAUGAUGCCAUUGGGUUGAUGAAACAGAUAAGUGAGCAAACUGCAGCUGCAUAUGCCAACGCACAGGAAGUUCUCGAAAGUGGAACUCCGAAAACAUUAUUGAAGGAAAUAUUUAAUCGUGACACACAGGAGCAGGAUAACAAUCAGCAAGGAACUCGUUCAAAUAUGCCUCAAAAUAUUUUGGCCGAGUGUCGCGUCCUCGACUUCGGUGAAUGUGGAACUCCCGGGAAGGGAGCUGAACAUGGGAUUGCUAUCGGCUUCUCAAGCCCCUCUUCUUAUCUGCUGAAAAGUUGCAGAUGACGAUUUCUUAUGGCCAUAAACGUGUAAUGUAUUUUAGUAUUUAAUCUAUACAUAUCUAAAAAAAAUUGGUGGUAAACCCCGUUUUUGCUUUUUUCUUUUUUUCCUUGGUUAUAGCUUUAGUUUCUUGUUUCGCCAUUCUAAAACUCGUUUAUUACGCCCUUUAGUUUCUUGUUUCGCCAUUCUAAAACUCGUUUAUUACGCAUGUAUUCUUUUUGUGUUUAGCCUUUUGGCUUGAAUUGUAUAUGAGGAAAUUGAAACCUGAAGUAAUCAGACCAACAUUAUUGACUGUUAUUUGCACCAUAGUACCGU